Molecule: messenger RNA, 1188 nt
Organism: Trichobilharzia regenti
Lineage: Eukaryota; Metazoa; Platyhelminthes; Trematoda; Strigeidida; Schistosomatidae
Source: the annotation of a GenBank genome assembly
AUGAAUUCGACCUUGGGAUUAUGUAGAUUAGUGUUUCCCCGAUCUUUGGGAGUAUGUUCAAAAAUCAGGUUGCUAUCGACAACUACCACCAACGUAAUUACAAAUGCUGAUUUGGAUGUUCCAGCUGGAUCCAAGCACUUUCUGAACUUGGGGUUUCAUAAAGAAUUUCCAAGAGCUUGCUAUGGUGGCCGUCAUACAGUUGCGAUGCUUUUGGGGGAUGGCGUUGGUCCUGAACUCUUAUCUUAUGUCAAAGAGGUUUUCCAGCUUAUUGGAGCACCAAUAGACUUUGAAGAAGUCUCUGUGAAUCAAGAGUGCGAAGAUGCAACUUUUACUGAUGCCUUACUUGCUAUGAAACGUAAUGGUGUAGGGAUCAAAGGGAACUUUGCUACGGAACCAGGUCAAUCAUCAAGAAAUCUUGCUCUUCGUUUGAAAUUAAAUCUAUACGCCUUUGUUCAACGAUGUCAUAACUUUCCUGGUGUGACUACGCGUCAUCAAAAUGUUGACAUUGUUAUAAUACGUGAAAAUACAGAAGGCGAAUACAGUCGUUUGGAGCAUGAAAAUGUUCCUGGAGUAGUUGAAUCCUUGAAAAUUAUAACAAGAGAGAAGUCUACAAGAAUUGCACAAUUUGCAUUUGACUAUGCUGUUCGACAUAAUCGUAAAAAGGUCACUGCUGUACACAAGGCAAAUAUUAUGAAGUUAGGUGAUGGUCUAUUCUUAGAAGUAUGCUCUAAUAUGGCUAAAAAAUAUCCACAGAUUGAAUUCAAUCAUAUGAUUAUAGACAAUACGUGUAUGCAGUUAGUCAGUAAACCACAACAAUUCGAUGUGAUUGUUUUACCAAAUCUAUACGGGAAUAUAGUUGGUAAUGUGGCGGCUGGUUUAGUCGGUGGAGCUGGUCUUACAACCGGUAUUAAUUUAGGACCACAGAAUGCUCUGUUUGAAAUGGGUACACGCAAUUCUGGACGUUCGUUAGCAGGGAAAAAUAUUGCCAAUCCAUGUGGUAUGCUUCUUACAUCAGCAGAUAUGUUAGACUAUUUAGAUCAUUCACGAGAAGCUGAGCUCAUUCGUGAAGCAGUUGUUUACGUGAUUGGCGAACAACGAAUUCGUACAGCUGAUUUAGGUGGUGACAGUAAGACAAGCAAAGUGAUUGAAGCAGUCUUGAAAAGACUUAAAAGUCGAAUGGCACUGUGA